AUGGAGGAUCUAGAAGCCGUUCGGGACUUGGAUCCCGUGGAAGUCCAACGCCGGUUUCGGGUGAUGGAAGAAGACCGGAAAGCGUACAUAGAUUCUACUAGUAAUUCUAUUCGCCUUCAAAGGUCGAUCUUAUCACGACUAGAAGAUGAAAAGAAAACGCUGGAACUUCAAUUGGAAACAUGUAGUUCUUUGGAAGUGAAUAAAAAGAUACAUGAACAGUUGACGAAAUUGUCGAUGUUGCUGGAGCAGUACGAUGGGUACUUGGAGGCCAUCCAAAAAGCAGAAUUGCAAAUAGAGAAACUCUUACAAAACAAUGGUGUCGUGGAGUCCGAAAUACGAAAUGUUGAGGCAUCUAUUGGAGGAGAAUCAACCAACAGAAAAAAGCGGAUUGAUUUGCGAAGACGUGUUGCUGCGCUUGAAGAUCGCGUUGAACACGCGACAAGGCAGCUGAAUGGUCAACUAAGUUCGAACGGAAAGCUGAGGAAGGAAAUCGAGGAACUGAUGAGAGACAGGGAAGCGCACUGUAAAAUGACGAAACGUUUAACGGAAAAGUUCGCUAGGGGCUCCAAGCAACUACAGAAUAUCGUGAACCAGGUCUCGCAAAUUUACGACCAACGGGACGAAAUUGAGUCGCGACUGAAAACGCUGAAACAGUUGGAGACGGAAGAGGCCCAGUCUUCAGCUGCAGAAAUUCAGCAUCUUAGACGAAUCUUAACGGAGCAAACUCGACUGGAAAAGUUCCUCAUGCAAAAAUCUGCUCCCCGGAUCGCUCCGUCGCACCUGCAUCGCACGCCGUCACCGGCCGUCCCUUUCUUUGCUGCGACGGCUGUCACGACUAUGAAACACGAAGCCAGACAACAGGAUUCCACCAUUACUGACGACCAAAAGUGGGCUGCUGGUCGGCGAGUCAGUUACAGUGACCUGACAUCUUGCGGGAAGAUGUUGUACGAGCUUGUGUCUCUGGUCACGGGUUCAGAAGAAGUCUCUGCUGCCGUGGGACAAGAUCCAAUGUCCGAUGCGGAUCAUUUGGUAUCGUGGUUUGUGAAGCGAGAGGAAGAAAAUAUGGCUCUUUAUUCAGAGAGUCACCUGUACACAGAUGCAAUCGUUGAAGUGAAGCAAGAAAUCUCGGAGUUGAAAAAUCGGGGUAAUCUGGCUCAGACUGAUCGAAAGGAAGAACGUGUCGCAAUGGAGGAAAGAGUGAUGAAAGCAAAGGUUGAAACGGAAGAAAUCUGGCAGGAAUUCGAAUGCACCGAAACGUUGUUCUCUGACAUUUUGUGGAAAAUCGAGGCCCUUUUCGCCAUCGCGGAUUCCUUCGGCCUGCCACUCAUUGAACUGCUUGGUGGGCAAACGAAAGUGUCCGCGGCGAACGCCAUGGUUUAUUUGAGCGUGAUUGAAAAACGCGUCGUCGAGUUGCUUGAAGCGAAACGAAUGUUGACUGGUGCCUCACCUUCGCCUCACAUCGAACCUUCGUUCGUGGAAGAACAUAAUUUCUCUGUUGGAGGGAAAUUCAAGGAUGAUGUCGGGAAAGGGAAGUGUUUCGCCCCGGAAAUCAGGGAAGAAGAACCGUUGAUGGGUGGAAUGGAUGCCAUUAAUGAUGUGAGCAGGAGGACUUCCACUGUGUCAAUGCCACUGCCGACGAACCGUGAAGAGGUCGUUAAUUUGAUAUGUAGAUCAGUGUCACCCGCUGCGUCGGAUGUUGUCAUACCAAGAUCUCGAUCUAUGAUGUGA
Notodromas monacha is the source of this 1728-nucleotide messenger RNA. The record is from the annotation of a GenBank genome assembly. Lineage: Eukaryota; Metazoa; Arthropoda; Ostracoda; Podocopida; Cyprididae.